AUGGCGAGCUGGCAAGGGAGUCCCGUCUCUUGCAUAGACUUACGAGACAACGCGUUGAAAGUCCUGCCCAACGUGACCCUAGAGGAGCUCAGUUCGAUCCCUGAUUUGCGAGUCAGACUCGCGGGAAACCCCUGGCGCUGUGAUUGCAAUAUUGAGGACAUGUUGAUUUGGUUGGCGAAACAUGAGUUUGUGAUAGACAGAUUCAACCUAACCUGUUCUGACCCGGCUAGACUAAAAAAUGCCCCACUUUUAACCCUGAUACAAUCACAGCUCUCGUGCUGGAGCAACGCCGGAGACGCGAUGGACCGUGUGCUGGAGCCCUCCUAUGUGUUCUUGGGGAUGGUUCUUGCCCUCAUUGGGGUCAUCUUCCUUCUGGUCCUUUACCUUAACAGGAAAGGGAUCAAGGGGUGGAUGUACAAUAUCCGUGACGCGUGCAGAGAUCAUAUGGAGGGAUACCAUUACAGAUACGAGAUCAACUCUGACCCGCAGCUAGCCAACCUCAGCCUCAACUCCGAUGUGUGACGAGACACAUUUGGAGAACUGGCUUGCACAACUGGCACGCAAUGAUCAGACGCUAGCUUUGCAUGAAUACAUAUAUAACUAGAGGUUUGCAGUGACAUGCAUUAUUUUUCGUCGGAUAGGACGUUAACUGGAUUCUGCAAGCGUCAACCCUGUUAUGCUCGCUGCAGGCUCAUUCAUAUAUGCCGGUGUGUUGCUACAAUGUUGUCCAGUAACGCGUAUGAAUCAAGAACAUCAAGUGCAUACGUUUAGAAUUCAUAUUUCCCAUUUUUAUAAAAGCACAAUGGAUGGGACUGUGGAGGGAGUCUGUCUUUUCUGAUGAAAAGUCUGAAAUUACAGAGUAACCCGUCCUUUUGCAAAAUGUAAGAACAUACCGUAAUGUUAUUUUUUAUAGCUUAGUUCAUUUCUCCUGCAAAAAAACUAUUCAGACUGCCAUGCAUGUAUUUAUGUAUUUUUUUUAUUGAUGUAAAAUUAUGGCAAUAUCCACUUUUUUAUGAUGAUUUAUUGGUUUACAUUUGUUGGCUGGACAUAGAUCAACUCUUUUCUAGGGGAUGCCCUGUUGAAUUAAAGGUCUUGCACUGAU
Messenger RNA from Sinocyclocheilus grahami, 1102 nucleotides. RefSeq names its product trophoblast glycoprotein-like. NCBI's taxonomy places the organism in Eukaryota, Metazoa, Chordata, Actinopteri, Cypriniformes, Cyprinidae. Gene Ontology annotation, biological process: negative regulation of canonical Wnt signaling pathway. The record is from RefSeq and is a predicted model, not a curated record. Bases 1 to 522 code for a protein of 173 amino acids. The transcript is spliced from 2 exons. Gene Ontology annotation, cellular component: plasma membrane.